This is a messenger RNA of Polyodon spathula (Mississippi paddlefish), 1808 nucleotides long. RefSeq names its product phosphatidylinositide phosphatase SAC2-like. Bases 252 to 1808 code for a protein of 518 amino acids. The transcript has 13 exons. Gene Ontology annotation, cellular component: clathrin-coated endocytic vesicle; early endosome. Gene Ontology annotation, biological process: phosphatidylinositol dephosphorylation; regulation of endocytic recycling. Lineage: Eukaryota; Metazoa; Chordata; Actinopteri; Acipenseriformes; Polyodontidae. The record is from RefSeq and is a predicted model, not a curated record. Gene Ontology annotation, molecular function: phosphatidylinositol-4-phosphate phosphatase activity.
UCAGUCAUUGCAAAAGAAAGUAGCUGGGCUGGGAAGCGGUCUGGUAUGUUUUGCCAUUGAGACACUUUCUUUACCUAAGUAAAGUAAUCCCGUCUGGAUCCCGAACUUCACGCCAGGGAUGAAUUGAACCUGUCGGGUUGAACUGAUUUUUCCGCACAAUAACACGCCGCUUGUUUCUAGUACAGUACCACCACAAUGGAUAGUUGCUGAACAGCAUCGUUGAUAUUUGCACAUGCUACGGUCGGCAGAGGAUGGAGCUCUUCCAAGCCAAAGAUCACUAUAUUUUGCAAAGUGGAGAGAAGGCGCUCUGGUGUAGUAGAAAGGAUGGGUCGAUGGUCGUCAGACCCGCCACUGACCUGCUGCUAGCCUGGAACCCCAUCUGUCUGGGGCUGGUGGAAGGACUCCUCGGCAAGAUCCAGCUUCACAGCGACCUCCCUUUGGGCCUGAUCCUAAUCCGUCAGAAAGCCCUGGUGGGAAAGCUGCCCGGCGACCAUGAAGUCUAUAAAAUCACAAAAAUCGUCGUAAUCCCUCUUUCGGAUGAUGAGCCGCAGGAUUUAGAGCUGGAGCUGUGUAAGAAGCACCAUUUUGGGAUUAACAAACCUGAGAAGAUCACCCAAUCUCCAGAUGAGUCCAAGUUUCUGCUCAAGACCCUCAGUCAGAUUAAAUCCAAUGUGGGCGUUCCCAUAAAGAAGAAGGUCAAAGAAAACAAGGAGAAGGAGCGUCUGGAGCGGCGGUUGCUGGAGGAAUUGUUUAAAAUCUUCAUGGACUCGGACUCCUUUUACUACAGCUUGACCUACGACCUGACAAACACCGUUCAGAGGCAGAACGACGGGGAGAAAACCGAUAAGCCACUCUGGCAGCGGGUGGAUGACAGAUUUUUUUGGAACAAACACAUGAUCCAGGAUCUCAUUAACUUGAAUGACGUGCAGGCGGACUCCUGGAUUCUGCCUAUCAUCCAAGGGUUUGUGCAGGUGGAGGAGAUGGUGGUGAACUACAGUGACAGUUCUGACGAGGAGAAGAGCAGCCCUGAGACCCCUCUCCAGGAGCCCCCCUGUGUGGACGACAUCCACCCCCGCUUCCUGGUAGCACUCAUCUCCCGGAGGAGCCGGCACCGCGCAGGGAUGCGCUAUAAACGACGAGGAGUCGACAAGAACGGCAAUGUGGCCAAUUAUGUUGAAACGGAGCAGUUGAUCCAUGUGCACAACCACACCCUGUCCUUCGUGCAGACUCGUGGCUCCGUGCCUGUGUUCUGGAGCCAGGUGGGGUAUCGGUACAAUCCCCGGCCUCGACUGGAAACAGGAGAAACUGAGACCAUUCCUUACUUUGCUGCUCAUUUUGAAGAGCAGCUGAAGAUCUACAAGAAGCAGGUUAUCAUCAACUUGGUGGACCAAAGCGGGAGGGAGAAGCUGAUCGGAGACGCGUACCUGAAGCAAGUGCUACUCUACAACAACCCCAACCUUACCUACGUGUCCUUCGAUUUCCACGAGCACUGCCGUGGGAUGAAGUUUGAAAAUGUCCAGACCCUCGCCGACGCCAUUGGUGACUUAAUCACAGAUAUGAAGUGGGGCUGGGUGGACCAGGCUGGGGUGAUCUGCCGGCAGGAGGGCCUGUUCCGAGUGAACUGCAUGGACUGCCUGGAUCGCACCAAUGUGGUGCAGGCGGCUAUAGCUCGCGUGGUCAUGGAACAGCAGGAAAAAGAAAACGGUGACUGCUGUCACGCAAACGCAACGGAGAAGCCUGAGCCAGACCUAGGGGCCGUGGAGGUGCGAGCAAAAAAUCUCGACGCGGACACGCGAACAAGGGCUUGA